Molecule: messenger RNA, 571 nt
Organism: Solanum stenotomum
Lineage: Eukaryota; Viridiplantae; Streptophyta; Magnoliopsida; Solanales; Solanaceae
Product: TMV resistance protein N-like
Exons: 2
Coding region: 89-571 (160 amino acids)
Biological process (GO): signal transduction
Source: RefSeq, a predicted model, not a curated record
UCAAAUAUUUCUCUUUAUUAAGCAGCACAACAAAUAUAUACCUAAAGCUGAGAACUUGCCUAUUAGUCUUUAGCAAUAUUCUUCAACAAUGUCUCAUGCUUCUUCUUCCAAAGUUUGCAAGUACGAUAUCUUUUUGAGUUUUAGAGGUGAAGAUACGCGUAGAACCUUUGUGAGUCAUCUCUAUACGCAUCUGGAACAAAGAGGAAUCCACACUUUUAAAGAUGAUGAGCGGUUGGAAGCAGGAAAAUCAAUUUCUGCUGAACUUUUAAAAGCCAUAGAAGAGGCCAGAUUCGCUGUUGUAAUAUUUUCAAAAAGCUAUGCAUCCUCAAGAUGGUGCUUAGAGGAGCUUGCACACAUCAUAAAGUGUAAAAAGGAAUUGGAGCAGAUUGUGAUUCCAGUCUUCUAUGAUGUGAGUCCAUCAGAUGUGCGCCACCAAAAUCCGCCUUUCACUGAUUCAUUUUCCCAACACGAGGUAAAAUACAAAGGUGAUAUGGAGAAGGUUCAGAGAUGGAGGGGUGCAUUUGUGGAGGCAGGGAAAAUAUCAGGUUAUCAUUUACUAAAUUUCAAGUAA